This is a messenger RNA of Ustilaginoidea virens, 1482 nucleotides long. RefSeq lists its product as uncharacterized. Gene Ontology annotation, biological process: tRNA methylation. Bases 1 to 1482 code for a protein of 493 amino acids. The transcript has a single exon. The record is from RefSeq and is a predicted model, not a curated record. Gene Ontology annotation, cellular component: nucleus; tRNA (m1A) methyltransferase complex. NCBI's taxonomy places the organism in Eukaryota, Fungi, Ascomycota, Sordariomycetes, Hypocreales, Clavicipitaceae.
AUGGACUCUGCGCCCGUCGCGCAGCAGCCAUCCCCCUCGCCGUUUCUUCAGCCCGGUCUGAAAACGCAGCAAAACAGCCUGGCAAUCAUCAGCCUCUCCAAGGAUCGCUUUCAACCCAUCACGCUCCAGCAAUCGGCCGGCGCAGUCGACGGGUACGCCGAGGGCGUGACGCUCAACACUCGCUUCGGCUCGUUCCCACAUUCCACCUUGCUGGGCAUUCCCUGGGGCUCACAGGUCCGAGCCUCGGUCGUCGACACCGGCUCCCGAGGGCGCAAACGCCGGCGCGGUGAAGUCGACGACGAGGAACCAACAAGCUCCAACGCAGAUGACGGCAACGACACGCCGACCUCGUCGGCCCCGGCCAAGAAGGCCAUUGCUGCCUCGAGCGGCUUCAUUUACGUGCUGAGACCGACGCCGGAGCUGUGGACGAGCUGCCUGCCCCACAGGACGCAGGUUGUCUACACGCCCGACUACAGCUACGUGCUGCAGAGGAUCAGGGCGCGGCCGGGGUCGAGGAUAAUCGAGGCCGGGGCUGGCAGCGGUAGCUUCACGCAUGCCGCUGCGCGCGCGGUAUACAACGGCUAUCCCGGGUCCGACGCGGACGUCCGGGGCAAGGUCUUCAGCUUCGAGUUUCACGAGCCUCGGUUUCGGAAAAUGCAGGCCGAGGUCCAACACCACCUGCUCGAGGGACUCGUCCACGUCGCGCACCGAGACGUCUACGAGGAAGGAUUCCUGAUCGACGGCAAGUCGCCCAGGGCCACGGCAGUCUUUCUCGACCUGCCGGCUCCGUGGGAAGCCCUGCACCAUUUAUGCAGACGCAAAACCCUCAAGGGGGUUCGGCUAGACGAGCGCCCGGGCGACUGGGAGUCCCCUCUUGACCCUGACCAGAGCGCCUACAUAUGCACCUUUUCCCCCUGCAUCGAGCAGGUGACGCGGACCGUCGCAGAGAUGCAGACGCUCGGUUGGGCAGACAUUGACAUGGUUGAGAUUGCGCACAAGCGAUUCAACGUCAUGAGGGACCGCGUGGGCGCCAGCACCACUCCCAACGACGUGGCUGAAGCCGUCAAGAAGCUAAAGGGCGAUCUCAAGCGCACCCAGGACUUUCACCGCACGCAAGCCUCCCAGCCAGUCUCGGACGCCUCGGAAAGCAAAAUGGAGGUAGACGGCCCUACCCCCGACUUGACGGGCAAGGGCGCGGCCAAAGACGAGGAGGAAACGCCUCCCUGGCUGCAGGGCAACGUGGUCCACCGCACGGAAAACGAAAUCAAAACGCACACUUCGUACCUCGUCUUUGCCAUCCUGCCUCGCGAAUGGGACCAAGAAGCGGAGGAGGCGGCCAUGGCCAAAUGGCCCUGCGGCAACGAAAGCAAGACCAUAGGCAACUUGGACAAGCAGACCCGGAAGCAGGAAAAGAGGGAGCUCUUGGCGGGCAAGAGGCAAAAGACGCAAAAAAUCGUAAAUGAUGCCCCGACAGCUUUGUAG